Molecule: messenger RNA, 4489 nt
Organism: Catharus ustulatus (Swainson's thrush)
Lineage: Eukaryota; Metazoa; Chordata; Aves; Passeriformes; Turdidae
Product: antigen WC1.1-like
Exons: 12
Coding region: 552-3626 (1024 amino acids)
Cellular component (GO): membrane
Source: RefSeq, a predicted model, not a curated record
GGCGAGGCGAGCGUGGGGCCAGAGCUGCGGCAGCAGCGCCAUGUGCCAGCGCCGCCGCGAGGGACCGGGGAGCUGGUCCAGCUCCGAGCGGAGCCGGGGGCUGCUGCCACCCCCCGCGGGGGCUGUGAGCACCCUGGGAGGGGAUCGCCCCAGAGAUAAGGGCUUGGGGCUUUGCAGGUGCAUGAGCGAGAGCAGCUCUUGCUAGGAUGUGGGGUGAGGGCUGUCCCUAUCAGCAUGGAUCUUGCCAGGCUGCAGCAGCAGAGCAGGAGGCUCGGGGCAUACAGGAAGGGCCCCCUCAGCGCAGGUGUCGUGGGGGAGCUGCCUCCCCCCAGAGACAUCCGGGUGGCAGCCCACUGUGGGGAGGUGUGUGACGCCAGAAGCGGAGCCGAGGCUCAUAUUUGGGCACGGAGCAGGUUAUUGGAGGCCGCGGCCCCAGAGGCGGCAGAGGAGGCACCUGAUAAAGGCUGCCCGGCUGCUGCUGCUGCUGCUGCGUGCAUUGGCUCGGGCGCUGGCGAGAGGUGGCCUGGCUGCGCUGGCUCGGGGCCGCUGCCAUGGGGCCGCUGCUGGCGCUGGGGCUGCUGGUGUGCGUGCAGCUGAGUGCGGGCUCCGGGGAGCUGCGUCUGGUGGGCGGCGGCGGGCGCUGUGCCGGGAGAGUGGAGGUGAAGCACGACGGUGAGUGGGGCUCCGUGUGCGUCUUCGACUUUGACCGGAAAGCCCUUUGGGCCAGCGUGGUGUGCCGGCAGCUGGGCUGUGGCCAGAAGGCCUGGGCGUCCCCGUAUGCCCCAUUCGGGCAGGGCACCGGGCGGAUCUGGCUGCAUCCCCACUAUUGCCUCGGUACCGAGAAUGUGCUGAAGGACUGUCCACACUUCGGAUGGGGACAGCACUUCUGCGACCCGGGCUGGCAUGCGGGGGUGACGUGCACAGAUGCCGUGGAGCUGAGGCUGGCGGGCGGCGGCAGUCCGUGUGCCGGGAGAGUGGAGGUGAAGCUGCAGGGACACUGGGGCACGGUGAUCGAACCCAGCUGGGACAUGGAGGAUGCCGAGGUGGUUUGCCAGCAGCUGGGCUGUGGCUCGGCUGCCGGUGCCUACUCUGCCCGCGAGCGCUUCGGCAAAGGGGACGGGCCCGUCUGUGUGGCCAGGGUGAACUGCGAUGGGUCCGACGCAGCUCUCUGGGAAUGCGGGAUUGGAGGUUGGGGACCCUAUAAAGUCGAUCUCCAUGACUGGGACGCUGCCGUUGUCUGCCAAGGAUUUUCCCGGCUGGUCGGAGGGGCUGGAGCCUGUGCCGGGCAGCUGGAGGUGCGGCAGCGACAGGCCUGGGUUGGUGUGUGUGAGGAUCAGGUGGACAUGAAGGCGGCCCAGGUGGUGUGCAGGGAGCUGGGCUGCGGGGAGCCGCUCGCCAUGGCCGGCAGUGGCCGGUUUGGGGCGGCAUCGGCAUCGCUCUGGGACGGCGGCUUCCAGUGCAAUGGCACCGAGCCCCUCCUCAGUGCCUGUGCCCGGCGUCCGGCCCCGAGCCAGGGCUGCAGCGGCCGUGCCAGCAUCAUCUGCUCCCCCUACACGGGCUUCCGGCUGGGGAACGGCAGCUCGGGAUGCUCCGGCCGAGUGGAGGUGGCCGUGAGGGGGACGUGGGGGUCCGUGUGCGCCAGCGAGUGGGACCUGCCCGACGCGCACGUCCUGUGCCGCCACCUGGGCUGCGGCCGCGCCCUCUCGGUGCCCCCGGGAGGCUCCUUCGGCAGCGGGGAGGGGCCGCUGCGGCCGGACACCUUCGGCUGCAGCGGGAGCGAGCGGCACCCGGGCCAGUGCCCCGUGACCGUGCUGGGGAAGGCUCCGUGUGCCCCCGGGAACGCCGCUGCUGUCAACUGCUCAGGCCGCCUGCGGCUGGUGGAGGGUGAGACCCGGUGCGAUGGGUGGCUGGAGGUACCCACAAGCACCGGGGAAUGGCGCCGUGUGCCGGGAGAGCUUUUGCUCAUACGGAAUUUCAGCAGUGUGUGUCGAGAGCUGGGCUGUGGAGAACUGGAGAAGAGUGAUGGUGUCCCUGGUACGUUUUUCGUGGAUGAAGUGAACGAGACGGAGUCGGACAUCGUGUAUAGUGUGAUCACAACCAUCAAGGGCAUGACUAAUAAUCUGACCCAUGGGGGAAAUUCCCGCUAUGAGUCUUAUCCAUCGCUCAUGACGACUGCACCAGCUGGCUUCCCUCACGGGGUGUCCAUCGUCUGCUCAGGCAGCCGGCGGGUGAGGCUGGUGGGGAGCUCAGGGCGCUGUGCCGGGCGCGUGGAGGUCUAUUCCGGUGGCAGCUGGAGCAGCGUGUGCCAGGAAGGCUGGGACCUGCAGGACGCUGCCGUUGUGUGCCGGGAGCUGGGCUGUGGCAGGGCCCUGGAGGCCCCGAGCUCGGCGCGCUUCGGUGGCGGCACGGGGCCGCUGUGGCCGUACAUGGCCGAGUGCUCCGGGAGCGAGGAGUCUCUCUGGGAAUGCGGGCGCUCGGAAGAGCGCGAGUGCGGGCGCGGCGUCGGGGCAGGGGCCGUGUGCUCAGAGCAGAUCUCCGUGCGGCUGGCAGGCGGCCGUGGGCGCUGCCGUGGCUCCCUGGAGGUGUCCUAUAACGGCACGUGGGGCCGCGUGUGCUCCAACGGCACCAGCACCGGCACUGCCGGCACCGUGUGCCGCCACCUGGGCUGUGGGGAACGGGGCUGGCUGUCGGCCGACACUGCCCAGCAGCCGUCCCAUGCCUGGCUGGCCUGGGUGGGCUGCGAGGACGGGGCCCGCUCACUCUGGGAGUGCCCCUCGGCUCCCUGGCACCUGCAGAGCUGCGGCCUUGGCGGGCACGUCCACGUGGAAUGUGAGGAGGACAGGGAUGGCAGCACUGGGACAGACACUACCCCACAUCCGGAGGGUGCCGCCAGCACAGGUGUUCCCAGGAGAAGCACUCGAGUACCGGCCGUGGGGACGGUGUCUGUGUCAACUGUGCUGUGCGUGGUGCUGGGGACGCUGCUGUGCCUGGCCCUGGGUGCCCUGGCCGUGCUGCUGUGCCGUGCCCGUGCCUGGCGCAGAGGCCGUGGCAGAGCUGCAGAUGCCAUCUCCAAUGGUGUCUACGAGGAGCUGGACUACACGGCCAUGCCGGAGUACCAGGAGGUGCCCAGUCGCCCAGGUUCCCUGUCAGAGGGAUGGAUCAAGAAGCUGCCGUAUUCCAGUGGGGACAUCGUGGAGAGCAGUGACACCGAGGCAGCCCCAGACCCCCCUGCCUGGCCCGUGAAAGGAAUCCUGGAUGGCUACGACGAUGUCCUGGAUGUGCCACAGGAGACCCCUGCUCCCAGCACUGUGGAUAUGUGCAAGGGAGUGGCACAGCAGAGUUGGAUCUGCAUCCUCCCCACAGGUAACAGGCCUCACAGCUGCCCUGUGCCCUCUGCAGAGCCACUCCAUGGCAGGCUUUGGCUGUGGGGGCGGGCAGGGACCCAGCAGCAGAUCCAUGGGUGCUGUGGUCAGAGCCCAGGUGGGGUCUGUCAGGGGGGGCACGGAGCUGCCUGUCCCCUCAGGCACCUUUCUGUGCUGUUCCCAAGGUGGAAUCUCCUCCCCUCCAAGUGCCCCAGGAGGCACCAUGGACCCCUCGGAGCAGUCCCCGGGGCACACAGACUAUGAUGAUGUUGGCAACAGCGCCCUGGAGACGGAGCCAUGAGGAUUCCCUGUCCAUGCCCCAGCCCUGGGGAUGUGUGUCCGAGGGCCCUGUCCCCAGGGAGGGGUGGUCCUGCACACAGAGAGCACUCCUGCCUGUCCAGCACUGCAGGAGAACUACUCCUGGUUACGGAUUUUCGUUGAUUUCAUUUUUAAUUUCUCUUUUUUCGUAUUAAAAUCUUAAUUGGGUAGAGACUCACUCCCAAGGCUGGGACCUCAGUUUGAUGAAGGAAUCUCCAUCCUGGGUACAUCAGCCAUUCCCUGGGGAUACAGGGCAUGGAGUGGAUACAGAGACAUAUCCCUGGGAUUGGUGGGAUCAGGGGAAGAGCACUGGGAGAUGGCUGGGAUUGUUUGCAGAGUUCUUUAUUUGGCACUGCCAAAUACACACAACAGUCCCCAGUAACACUGAGGGGGAAAGGGACAGGGUAGGACCCAGACACCCCCCCACAGAUACAUCAGGAUCUCCUCCUUGUUCCCCACGGGUGGGGCAGGCUCAGACCGACUGGCAGCAAUGAGAGCUGGCCUGGGAAUGGCUCCGGUUAUUGCAAGGGCUUUACCGAUAUGAGACAAGUUCUGAAGGAGAGCAGUGCCUUCCUGUCCCCCGGCAGGAGCCCGCGGUGGCAGGGCAGCCGGGCCAUGGCCCCUGCCUGCGGCACGUCAUGCUCCAGGAGGUUCCCGAUCUUCAGGGCGGGCUGCAGUGCCCGCAGGGCGUCCAGUUCCUGCAGCAGGGCCGGGCUGAAGCCGUCCGUGGAGGGGGCAGGAAAAGAGCAGGACUGGAACUCAGUUAUAAUGUUUCAUUUUGUUCCUAAUUUUCAUAGCUGAUGUUGUUU